Notolabrus celidotus (New Zealand spotty) is the source of this 820-nucleotide messenger RNA. RefSeq names its product methyltransferase like 21A (gene mettl21a). The transcript has 3 exons. The record is from RefSeq and is a predicted model, not a curated record. Gene Ontology annotation, cellular component: cytoplasm; cytosol. Gene Ontology annotation, biological process: peptidyl-lysine methylation. Gene Ontology annotation, molecular function: protein-lysine N-methyltransferase activity. NCBI's taxonomy places the organism in Eukaryota, Metazoa, Chordata, Actinopteri, Labriformes, Labridae. Bases 80 to 736 code for a protein of 218 amino acids.
CCACCUUGCAACUACGCAUAACGACAGCAUGACGCAUGCGCGGAUUUAAACCUGCAGUGUACUUCCUGUAUGCAUUAGCAUGGCUUUGGUUCCGUAUGUCGAAAAUGCUGUACCUAUACUCUCCAAAUUCCACAAUUCAUCAGCACAGUUUCGGUUUGCAAACCACGACAUAAGUCUCACGCAAGACUGGAAAUCACUCGGGGUUGCAGCAGUUGUGUGGGAUGCGGCUGUUGUCAUGUGCAUGUACCUGGAGAUGGGGAAAGUGGAGUUAAAGAAGACGAAAGCAAUUGAACUGGGAGCUGGUACUGGUCUGGUGGGCAUUGUAGCAGCUCUGAUGGGUGCUGAAGUGACCAUCACAGACAGACAGCCUGCCCUGGAGUUCCUUGCAGCCAACGUGAAAGCAAACCUGCCCCCAGACUCCCAGGGAUCAACACUUGUAUCAGAGCUAUCAUGGGGCGAGGGUCUUGACCGGUAUCCCCCUGCAGGUUUCGAUCUAGUGCUGGGAGCAGACAUCAUUUACCUGGAGGACACCUUUGUGCCCCUGCUGCAGACUCUGGAGCACUUAUGCUCAGACUCUACUGUGGUGUUACUAGCAUGCAAGAUCCGAUACAAGCGGGAUACAAACUUUCUGAGCAUGCUGAAGAAGACGUUUGCAGUGGAGGAGGUCCACUAUGACAAACAGAGAGACAUCCAUGUGUAUAAAGCCUGGAAACUGUCCCAGAGGAAGGAUUUGUGAAGAUUAAUCAGUCAGUGUGUGCUUUACUUUUGUAAUAAAUCCCUCUUUUUGCACAUAAAUCAAAUAAAAACUCCUCAAAGAUUA